Messenger RNA from Adineta ricciae, 453 nucleotides. The record is from the annotation of a GenBank genome assembly. NCBI's taxonomy places the organism in Eukaryota, Metazoa, Rotifera, Eurotatoria, Adinetida, Adinetidae.
AUGGCAACAUUCAACACUAGUGGUAUGGGUCCAAAAACCACCCGUCGAUAUAAUCAAGUCGCAAAUCAAAUGAUAUGGUACAUCCGACAUCCACAUGAACAUGAGGAUGUUAAUGGCCGCAAUGAUUACUGAUUUUUGUUUUUUCGUCACUGUGGAGAAAAACUACCUGAAAAAAGAAGCGUUUCAACCAGCAGUGACAUGUCGUUAGCACGAAGACCACAGUUCUCCAACGGUUUUUAUCCACGAGCUCGGCCGUUUGAUGAAUUUCUCAUGGGAAAUACCUUUGAGACAUUUGACCAUGUCGUUGAUCCGAAUACUAAUCCAGUAUAUAUGCCGAGUGUUCAGUCUGGGCGCCAGGCACACUUUUAUCAAUCUUCCAUCAUGGGCCAUAUCUAUCAAGCUUCGACACGACCAAUUCGAAAUACCAACCAUCCUUUUUCAACCGGUGGAUAA